GUUUUAGCGAUGAUUGCGAACACGCAAACCGGAUGGACCCAGGGCCGGGAAAGGGGGAAAGUUAUAAAGCAGACUUCAUUUCCUUCUUCUUUUCUCAAUUAAACCAAUCUUUAACAGUAUUUCUCAAAGACAUUGGUGUUCUUUGAUCCCUGGUUACUACUGUCACCCAUUGUGCCCCUCUUUUCUCCGAUCUCUCCGAUCCACUUGUCUAUCUUAUCGCAGAUCAAUCACUAAAUCUUUGGUCUCUGUCUCUACUUUUUUUUUUUUCUCUUCCAACGACCCCCCGUUCUAGUCGCGCAUACCCUGCAGACUACCUAGCUAUAUUUCACACACAAUGACGCAACCAUCUACCAUCAAAUCGCGCUUCCUCACCAAGCCCGACCAGCUGGGCGUGGUCGCCGUUGGAUUCAAUGGCGGACAGAUGAAGAAAGGCGUCGAAGCCGCCCCAAUGGCCCUAAUCGAAGCCGGGCUCCUCACCCAGCUCCGCGAGGACCUCGAGUACGACAUCCACCACGAUGACAUCGUCCACUACUAUGAGAAGGACAUUCCCGCCGAAGACCCCGACCACCGCAACAUGAAGAAGCCCCGCGCCGUCAGCGCCGUCACUGAGCGCCUAAGCUCCCAGGUCUACAACUACGCCAAAGACGGCAAGUUCGUCCUGACAUUGGGCGGUGAUCACUCCAUUGCUAUUGGUACCGUCUCCGGCACAGCCAAGGCUAUCCGUGAGCGAUUGGGCCGUGAGAUGGCUGUUAUCUGGGUUGAUGCCCACGCCGACAUCAACGUUCCUGAGAUGAGCCCUAGCGGAAACAUCCAUGGUAUGCCUAUGGCCUUCUUGACCCGGCUGGCCCGGGAGGAUAAGCCUGAUAUCUUUGGCUGGUUGAAGGAUGAGCACAUUGUUAGCACCCGCAAGUUGGUGUACAUUGGUCUGCGUGAUGUGGAUCGUGGUGAGAAGAAGCUCCUCCGGGAGAAUGGAAUCAAGGCUUUCAGCAUGCACGAUAUUGAUCGUCAUGGUAUUGGCCGCGUUGUCGAGAUGGCUCUGGCUCAUAUUGGCAAUGAUACCCCCAUUCACCUGUCGUUCGAUGUCGAUGCGUUGGACCCCCAGUGGGCGCCCAGCACCGGUACCCCCGUUCGUGGUGGAUUGACUCUGCGUGAGGGUGAUUUCAUCUGCGAAGCCGUUCAUGAGACAGGUAACCUAGUGGCUAUGGACCUGGUUGAGGUGAACCCCAGUCUGGAGUCUGUUGGAGCGGCGGAGACCAUUCGUGCGGGAUGCUCGUUGGUUCGCAGUGCGCUUGGUGAUACCCUUCUGUAA
Molecule: messenger RNA, 1309 nt
Organism: Penicillium pulvis
Lineage: Eukaryota; Fungi; Ascomycota; Eurotiomycetes; Eurotiales; Aspergillaceae
Product: arginase
Exons: 3
Coding region: 335-1309 (324 amino acids)
Cellular component (GO): cytoplasm; cytosol; nucleus
Molecular function (GO): arginase activity; manganese ion binding
Source: RefSeq, a predicted model, not a curated record